GAGUUUUACAUUAGACGGAUCCUUUCUAGCCAUAACCCUCCUCGGUUUGUUCUUCCCCCUCCAAGAUGGAGGCCUUAGGGGGCUACCGCACAAAGUCCUCCAACCCAAAUGCGAAAAAGUUGACAGUUUUAUUGAGCAUGACAGUCGGGGUCGGGUGUUUGUUUCUCCUGCAGACUCAGCUUGUGAAGCCGAGGAAACCAACUGAUUUUUACUCGUUUGAGGUGAAAGACGCGAAGGGGAGGACGGUGUCUCUGGAGAAGUACCGAGGGAAAGCGUCUCUGGUUGUAAACGUGGCGAGUCUCAGCGAGCAGACGGAGAUGAACUACCUCUCAUUGCAGGAGCUGCACCGGGAGCUGGGCACCUCUCACUUCAACGUGCUGGCCUUCCCCUGCGGUCAGUUCGGGGACACUGAGCCCGGGACCAGCCGGGACAUCGAGGCUUUUGCCAAGUCCACCUACGGAGUCACCUUCCCCUUCUUCAGCAGGAUCAAAAUAAUGGGCUCAGAGGCGGACCCUGCCUUCAAAUUCCUCACAGAUUCUGUGCAGAAAAGUCCCAGGUGGAACUUCUGGAAGUUUCUAGUAAAUCCAGAGGGUAAUGUGGUCCGAUUCUGGCGAACAGACGAGCCUAUAGAGAGCGUUCGAGAAGAGGCCACGGCGUUGGUGCGAGAAAUUAUCGUAAAGAAACGGGUGGAGCUAUGAUGGAGAUGGAUACGGGACACAUCCAAGUGUGUUGUGCCCAUAUUCCCUUUGCUUUGAUAGCAAUGAAUGACUGAACGCUGAGCUGCUACAGUGAGGGUGGUUAGUGAAGUCUGGCUCCAGAAACUUGCCGAAUGAAAAUAUCAAUUUUCAGUCAUUCAAAGAUAGUUGGAGUGUGUGUUGGUGCGUGGGAAACAUCGGUUAAUAAUGACAAUCAUGAUGAACAUUCCUUAUAAUGACCACUGCUGCAGCCAAAGGAUUUCCUAGCCAUUGAAGUGUUUGAUUUUUCAAAUGUUCAGUUUGCGUUUUUGUACCAUCUUUUUCAAAUGUUUACAUUAAAAUCAAAUUCUUAAGUGAAGCAUAACUUUUUAGCCGAUUUUUGACUGAUUUGAGACCUCAAAUUGUAAAUCACCCAUUGAUGACGUAAUGUGAUAGGAUUACGUCAUCAUAGUUAAUUGAUUGGGGAGCUGAAGAUACUUUGUUCAGUUUAAAUAAAUCCACAUUUUGAAUGCAGAAUGGUGAUGCCAAGUUGGAUGCUAACUUGCAAGUAUUGCAAUAGAAAUGCAUAGUGUCACUGUUAUUUUGUAUUCUAAAGGUGAUUUUGUUAUUUGACAUUACUUAAAACAGUUUUUUUGAAUGUCUGCUAUAAGUCACAAAUCAACACCUGCAACUUUGAAUCCCAACUUGCUGUUUAAAAUUGAAGUACAUUAAUUGCAGCAUCUCCUGGCUUGUUGGUGUGGGUUUGAAUGGAAAGUUGGAGGGCAGCAGCAGGUAAGCUGGCACACAAAGAACAAACCAGCUAACAAGACACUGCCUACCAACCACCCACAAUAUGAGCAUUUUUCUUUUUGUAUCUUCCUUAAUCAUUUUUUUCUAGCUCAUUGUAUUCCAGAAGCUCAAGUAUAAAAAUACCAACAUUUAUUGGACAUCCUCUACUGUGCAAAGCUUCCUAAAAUCCUGAUCUGCUAACAUAAAGUGCAUGAGCGUUCAGGGAACAAGUGAUAGACGUAGUCAAAUGUAACUGUUAAGGUAGCAGAGCAGUGUGAGCUGUUGAAAGCAACAUCAGCUAACAUUACACUGCCUCCCGACCAGCCACCACUCCCCAAUCAUCCUGCUGUAAAUGCAAAUGAAUAGGUUUGACUAGGUUGAAGUGAUGUUGAGUUGAAUGUUUUGACAUUGUGCUGAAUGUCCAAUUUCAGGGUUUUUUCAUUCAGUCGCCUCCAACCUUUCCCCGGCUGUUGACUUUUCAUUUCCCCGGUGAAUGAGGUGUGAUGUUUGAGUUGUGUUGCAGCAGCAGUGAGGAGUGUAGCUGACAGCUGUCAGUCAGUAGCACAGCCAGCAGCAGUACACUGCCACACUGUCACCACCAGAUCAGAGGCUGCCACAACAUGUAACCUUUUAAUGCACAUUUCUUCAACAUUUCCCCUCUUACCUUGAAGGGACAAUGGCUUCUCUUUCUGGCAAAAUCUCGCAGCAUUCUUCUCAUAUUGUCCUGGUUAUAAAAACAAGAAGACUUUCGUCAAGGUGAUGCUAAAACAAUAUCUUUCGAUUAACUUCCUUAGGUGAAAUCUGUUUGUUUUUCAAUCCAUUAUUAAUAAAGUCGUGG
Molecule: messenger RNA, 2301 nt
Organism: Notothenia coriiceps (black rockcod)
Lineage: Eukaryota; Metazoa; Chordata; Actinopteri; Perciformes; Nototheniidae
Gene: gpx8
Product: glutathione peroxidase 8 (putative)
Exons: 3
Coding region: 66-698 (210 amino acids)
Biological process (GO): response to oxidative stress
Molecular function (GO): glutathione peroxidase activity
Source: RefSeq, a predicted model, not a curated record